UAGGGGCAACAAGGCGGGACUGGCGUCAUCAAAUGCCAAUAAAAAACGGCUCCACGAAAAUUUAAUUUUGCCCAGAUCCCCGAAUGCACUGGUGCCCAGAUCUCCGAAUGCACUUGAAAGGUCGAGAAAGCGUCGUUUUCAGGCUUUGUUCUCUGAGCACUGAACUUAAAAUAAGCAUUGUGUACUUCCAUGCGCUAGAGCCCCGCUCUCGCACUGUCUUCCCUAGAGACCCUCUCAUUCUCAUCCCAUCCUCCCCCCCCCCCCCCCAUUCCUUUCCACCCGGUCUGGCGUCUGCACCGCACAUGUUGUGUUCGCGAGCUGAGAGGCGAAGAAGCAACAACUGUGGGACUCGAUUCACUUGGGAUUGUGCCGUGCGAGACGGAAGGUAAAGCAUUUGUGAGGUUUGAAACCAUCUGCUGGUUGGACUCGCUGCCGCACCCUCGCUGUCACGACUGAGCGAAGAAAAAUGGCUGGCGGUGGAGGAGAAAAUGAUACCUCUACUGAAAAUGGUCUUGUUACACCCAAAGAUGGAAAUAAAGGUGAUUGGGAAGGUGAUAAAGUCCAAAUGAAGAAGCAGUUGGGCUUGCUGGAAGGUGUUGCCAUUAUUCUUGGAAUAAUAUUUGGUUCAGGUAUCUUCAUAUCACCCUCUGGGGUCAUGGAAGGUGCUGGGUCUGUGGGUUUCUCCUUGGCUGUGUGGGGUAUGUGUGGACUCAUGUCCAUGGUUGGUGCCUUGUGCUAUGCGGAACUUGGUACAUCCAUCCCCAAGUCUGGUGGUGAUUACACAUACAUUUUUGAGACAUUCGGACCUCUUCCUGCUUUCCUCUACCUGUGGGAUGCCAUGCUGAUCUUUGUGCCGACUACAAAUGCAAUCAUGGGGCUGACUUUUGCCAGAUAUGUCAUUCAGCCCUUUUUUCCCAAUUGUUCUGCUCCUGAUGAUGCUAUUAGGAUUUUGGCUGCAGUAACUAUAUGCUUUCUGACAUGGAUAAAUUGCCAUGGUGUGAAGUCAACAACAAAAUUGCAAAAUGUAUUCAUGUUUGCAAAGAUUGGUGCUCUUUUGACAGUUAUAGUUGCUGGAAUAAUUUACCUGCUCCUACCUGGUGGAACAAGCAAUUUUAACAACAUGUUUGAAGGAACUAGCACAAGUGUUUCCAAAGUGUCUGUUGCAUUUUAUGCUGGUAUAUUUUCAUACUCUGGCUGGAAUUAUCUCAAUUUUAUGACUGAAGAAUUAGUCAACCCAUAUGUGAACCUACCCCGAGCCAUCUACAUUUCCCUGCCUGUUGUGACAUUUGUCUAUGUUCUUGCAAAUGUAGCAUAUCUGGCCGUACUCCCAUCUUCAGAAAUGAUGUCGUCCACAGCUAUAGCUGUAUCUUUUGCAGAUCGUGCAUUGGGACCUGCUUCUGGAAUAAUGCCAUUUAUGGUUGCUCUUUCUGCUUUUGGAGGAUUAAGUGUUCACAUUAUGACAUCAUCUAGAAUGUGCUUUGUUGGAGCUCGUCACGGCCAUUUUCCCGCAGUAUUAUCUCACAUCAAUAUUGAUCGGUUUACUCCUGUGCCAAGUUUAGUCUUCCUUUGUUUAUUAUCCCUCAUCAUGUUGUGCUCAAGCAAUGUGAAUGUCCUCAUUACUUACUCAAGUUUUGUAGAGUCUGCCUUUAUCAUGCUUUCUGUUAGUGGUAUUCUCUGGUUGCGUUACAAGAGACCUGACAUGGAGAGACCCAUAAAGGUUUCUGUGUGGAUUCCAAUCUUCUUUGUCCUUGUGUGCUUAUUUUUGCUCAUUGUGCCGUGCUAUGAAGCUCCUUACGAGGUGGGAAUGGGUGUUCUCAUCACGGUGACUGGCAUCCCAGUUUAUCUCAUCUUCAUUGCUCACGGCAAAAGACCCCUUUGGUUCACAGAUGCCAUGGAUGGCUUUACCCACUGUAUUCAGAAGUUGUUCCUCUCUGCCAAAGAAGAAGACUAAAAUGAAAAGAAACUGACCGCUUUGACUAAGAAACUCUUGUAGAAAACUGAAGAUUGUGGUAUUGUGGCAGGAAAAGCAUGAUGAUAGAAUUGUAUUUUUGUCAUGGUCCUUGUGCCUAUUGUUUUAAUUAGCCUUCACAUUUUAAGACUUUUUUUUAAAAGCCAAAUACUUGUUUUGUACCUUUUACCUUGUGUCCAUUAAUCAGAAUCUCCUUAUUUUUUUCAUAGCAAAAUAAUUGAAUGUAUUUUCUUGUACUUGACUUACUAUUUCUGGAUUUUUCUCCCUGAUGACUGAAAUAGAAGUAAUAUAUGCUCUCUUUAAAGCUUUCUGCCACUCACCUUGCCUUAUCCUAUGUGAUUGUAGUAAGCCAACAUUACAAAUUGAAGUUGGUAGGUAGUUAGAGCUUGUUGUACUGGACACAAUGGUAGAUGUUUUGUAUUUUCUCUGAAAACUAAGACUGUUAUGAUAUGACCUAUGUCAUAAACUGUAAAGCUGUUAUUGGAAGUCACUCACCCCAAUACAGUGCACCUAACCAUAAUUUGCCUCUUAGGUCUAGCUUUUUAUCAGAGACAAUUUGUUUAAAAUCUCCCUUAUUUCAUGCUAUUUAACCAAGACUUUUUUGAUAAAAAUUUUUACACAUGUCAUGGUUUAUAACAUAACACAGUGCCUUAUCACAGCCAUUUAAGUCUCUAAAACAUUGAUUUUUGUCAUUUUUGUACAGUUUUAGGCAGUAUUCUAAUUUAAGUAUUAGUGAAUUACUUCAUCGGAGUUUGGAAUUACCUUGCCAGUAUUGGUUUAAAGUACUUACAAAUACUUCAGUAUUAUGAUUUAUGUUUAUUGAUAUGUAGGAUAGUCACUGGUACAUAUGUUUCUGCUCCCUCAAUUUGAAAACCAAAGAAGUUUUUGUCUUUGGUUAUCUUUCAAGCAUUUGUCUUCCUGUUCAAUGUGUAGCUUUUCUUACCUCAUUUUUAAUAUUAUGUGAUACAGUUCCUCAAGUUAUAUGCCUAACUGUAUACCCACAGCUGUUUGUAAAAUAAUGUUUUGUUUUGUUCUCUCAAUCUUGUUAAGUUUUCCUUGCGCCCUUCAUUGUCAGAUAACUUGCUCAUCAGAAAGAUUUUGUUGAAAAUAAACUUUUCUCAAAAUAC
Messenger RNA from Thrips palmi, 3096 nucleotides. RefSeq names its product Y+L amino acid transporter 2-like. Gene Ontology annotation, molecular function: L-amino acid transmembrane transporter activity. The coding region runs from base 467 to 1951 and encodes 494 amino acids. The record is from RefSeq and is a predicted model, not a curated record. Gene Ontology annotation, cellular component: membrane. NCBI's taxonomy places the organism in Eukaryota, Metazoa, Arthropoda, Insecta, Thysanoptera, Thripidae. Gene Ontology annotation, biological process: amino acid transmembrane transport. The transcript has 13 exons.